CUGCUUCAGCCGCUGCACUGAGACGUGCGCGCCGUCCAAACUAACUGACACUCUUCUGUCUUCUGGACGGCGGGGAAACACACACACACACACACACACACACCCCUCCGAAAUGGCUAAGGAGACAAAAGGCAAAGUGACUUUACGCAAGCACAGCGCUUCCCACUGGUGUAUGCAUAACAUCACCCAAGAAUCCAUGGACAGCUCUGAUGAUGAGUUUUUUGAUGCCCGAGAGGUACUAGAGGGGAAGACUGCUAUGCUGUUGGGAAUGAGUCAGUGGAACUCUAAUGACCUGGUAGAACAAAUUGAGACUUUGGGGCAGAUUGACCAGACACAAGAGAGCCUGUGCCGUGUUGACCAGCCCAGGUGCGUCCACCAGAGAAGCAUUGAUGGACUAGAUAGCCUUGAGACGAGAUGUAAGAUCCAGGUGCUUGUAUUGGUGGUACACGGGGGGAACAUUCUGGACCUGGCCAGUGGUGACCUGGGGGCAAAGGCUGCAGACGUGGCCACUCUGUCCUCAGUGCUGGAGAAAGUGGCACAGGUGCACUUUAAGGCUGCUGCACACCAGUUACUAUUAAAGCUGGUGCCCUGUCCUGCUGUAUGUGCAGAGGCCUUUUCGCUGGUUUCCAACCUGAACCCUUACAGUUAUGAUGAGAGCUGUGUGUCGAGCAGUGUGGAUCACCUUCCACUGGCAGCACUUCCCCUCCUCGCUAUUGCAGCACCACACUAUCAGGAUGCUGUGGCAAUAGUUAUUGCCCAAGCCAAUCAGGUCUACCACAGCUUCCUGCAGUCCCCAGAAGGACAAGGCUUCACUGGCCAGGUGUGUCUGUUGGGUGACUGUGUGGGUGGCGUGCUGUGUUUUGAUGCACUCUGUUUCAGCAACAGCCCACAACAUGACAAUCCUAGUCACAGAGGGAGACACAACAGUAUGGAGAGCCUAAGGAAUAACCCAGGGCUUCUAGAAGAGGCCAACUUGGGUCUGCGCUCCAGUAAGCGCCUCAGCAAAAGCAACACUGACAUCUCAGCCCCUGAUGGGAGUCGUGUGAGGAGGAAACGGCUCACUCGCAAACAGAGUGAUUCGUGUGCUAUUGACUCCUCCAAGAGCCAGCAACAUCCAGUUCUCAGCAAUCAGGUCCAGGAUGGAAUAGACCUAAGCCCUGGAGGAAGCAGUCCAAUGUUGAAUCCAGGCCGUUUUGACUUCGAAGUGUCAGAAUGUUUCCUGCUAGGCUGUCCACUUGGACUAGUGUUAGCCAUGAGACGCACUGUUCUUCCUUUGGUUGAAGUGACUCAGCUGCAGCCUGCUUGCUCUCAGAUCUUCAACCUGUUCUACCCCUCUGACCCGUCAGCCUCCAGACUGGAGCCCCUUCUCCAUACUCUCUUUCACCGGCUGCCUCCAUUCCCUGUUCCACGAUACCAGCGCUACCCGCAAGGCGAUGGUCGCUCCACCCUCAUUGCUGAUGACAUCCAUGGCCACCCUGAUGUGUUCCUCGAUGAAGAAACUGUGCUCCCAUUCUCUCCGAGGGUAAAUGACGCAGAGGGAACAGUGAAGCAGGUGGUUGGCAGAGGCCGCAGGGCAAGUCUGACCAGCACAGACAGUCAAGCAUCCGGCUGCUGGGAGAGCAAGCUCAGCUGCAUCAUUGCCAACAUCUCCAGUACCUGGUGGGGCUCUAAACGGCUGGACUAUGCACUUUUUUGUCCAGAUGUGUUGACUGCAUUCCCUACUGUAGCUUUGCCUCACCUGUUCCAUGCCUCCUACUGGGAAUCUACUGAUGUGGUGGCUUUUCUGCUCAGACAGGUGAUGCAUUGUGACUGUGUGAAGGCUCAGGAGGCAGACAGCUCAGACUGCACCUCCUUUUCCCCUUCCAGCCCCAGAGAGAAAUGGCUACGGAGACGCACACAUGUUAAGCUUAGGAAUGUCACUGCCAACCACAGAGUGAAUGAUGUCAUUGCGACUGAGGAAGGACCGCAGACUCUGGUUGGUCGCUUUAUGUACGGCCCUCUGGACAUGGUGACUCUGACAGGAGAGAAGGUGGACAUAUAUUUAAUGACGCAGCCUCAGUCAGGGCGCUGGGUGCACUUUGACACUGAGGUCACCAACAGCAAUGGCAGAGUGUCCUACACAAUCCCUGACAGCAAAAAGCUGCCUGUGGGAGUUUAUCCUAUUAAAAUGAUUGUGAAGGGAGACCAGACGAGUGCAGAAGCUUUCCUGACUGUGCUGCCACGGGGAAUGGAGUGUGUGGUGUUUAGCAUCGAUGGGUCCUUUGCUGCUAGCGUCUCCAUCAUGGGCAGCGACCCUAAAGUGCGGGCUGGUGCUGUGGAUGUGGUCAGACACUGGCAGGACUUGGGUUAUCUUAUUAUCUACAUCACUGGGCGUCCAGACAUGCAGAAACAGAGAGUGGUGUCAUGGCUUUCCCAGCACAACUUCCCACAGGGCAUGAUCUUUUUCUCUGAGGGGUUGGUGCAUGACCCACUGCGCCAGAAAACCAUCUUCCUCAGAAACUUGAUUCAGGAGUGUCACAUUAAGAUCAACUCGGCCUACGGCUCCAUGAAGGACAUCUCCGUCUACAGCAUGCUGGGUCUCAGCCCCAACCAGAUAUAUAUAGUGGGCAGACCAUCCAAGAAAUACCAAAACCAAUGCCAGUUCCUCAGCGAGGGCUACGCUGUGCACCUUUCCUCACUGCAGUUUGGCCAUCGGGCCCGGGCCAAGAAGACCUCAUCAAUGCGCAUGGUGCUGCGUAAGAGCUCUUUUGGCCUGUCAUCAAAGCCGGACUUCCUGUCCAAGCGCACACACCUUCGACGUACCAUGUCUGUGCAGCAGGCUGAACCUCCCAUGACCUUGAAUCCCAAACCGGAGCGUGCCCAGAGCCAGCCUGAGUCCAAUAAAGAAACUGGGGGUAGUGAAGGAGGUGGCCAUGUGAUGUGGGUACGGGCAGGCAUGCACCGGGGUAACACCACUCCCUGAUCACACAGAAAGUGAAGGAUGAGAAAACAGAAGACAUGGUUUCUCAGUACAGUGUCCUGGUAUUCAGAUGGGCUUUCAUUUGAGGAUUUGCACUCUGUGUCCAUCCUUCAGUGCUCUAUUUCUCUUCUGCAUUAUCAUCACAUCUAAACCUUUGGGUGAGGCACCACAAAUCACAUCUCUGCUCUGAACUUCACUAUAUACAGCUUGCUUCAUCUCCCUGUGGAUUUGAUACAUCAUAUGUAAUGCAAGUGCUGCCUAUUCCUCGACUCUCCUGUUUGAAUCAAGGCAAUAACAUAAAUGAUCAGUAAGCAGUAAUUAAUUAGUAAUUAAGUAUCAGAAUCCAAGUACAAGAGCAUUUUUGAGUUCCAGCUUUUAAGGAGCCAGCAACACAGAGGUAUUUUUUUGCUGGGUCUUGUGAGGAUUUGGCUUGCUCUUUUCUUGAGCUUGGCCUCCAGGCAUCCUAUUUCAAGGUAUUUUGUCAGUCCAGUGCCAGGCAAGAUGAGAUUUAUAAGAUUCCAGCUGAAACAUCAGGAUGUCUAAAGCCCAAGGAAAUAUGCACAGUUGAAGAGGAAAGCUUCUUGGACAGAUCUUGAUGCUGGCUCCUGCAAUAAUCCUUUUGUGUAAAUAUUGCAGACUCAGCACUGCUCUCUGGGCAGCUGUCCAUGAGCUGGCUGCAGAGAUGGGGCUAGGCUGCCAUACGCUAACACCAUGCCAAAGUGCCAGUUUGACCUAAACCCGCAGUUUCAUGGCGAAGCUGCACAGCCAGAACCGUGCAUAUGACACCUUGGAUCCUUUGCUAGGAGAAGUGCUGAACUUCCCCCUACCUCUUUGCGAGGUCACGCCUUAUGUCCAAUCUCUCAUGUCUGUUAUAUCAGUAGCUGUGGAUUGACUGCCAGAUGAAAGGAUUAUCAAACAUCAGUGGUUUCUGUUGUGGCCAAUAUUCUCCUUGAACUAAGAAUAUGUAAUGCUUAUAUCUGCUUUUUUAACUGUAAGUGUCAUCUGUCAAGGAAACGCGACUUUCACAGAUUUAAAAUGGAGGGCAGCUUAAGUGUAUUCCAUGAAUUCUGUACAUUGUGAUGUUCCUCAAGUUCUCACUUAGGUGACUAUUGUAACUUGCACUAAAUCAAAUUGAUUAUGGUAUUAUAGGUGUAAUUGUUUAUAGCUGAAUGCAGCAAUGUUUACCAUUCAAAUAAUGGUUUUGUAUUUGUAUUGUAAUAGUGGUUGUUGUUGUUCACAAGGUUGUGACUGUACUGCCCUAAUAUUACACAGUAAUAAGGUAAUCGUUUAAUCUGAUAUUGAUAUUGUUUACAUAUAAAUGACUCAUGCAUAGACUGUACACUACAGGCCAAAAGUUUGAAAGUAACACUACUUUGGGGGAAGAAAACAAAAAAGAAAUUGUUACAUAACAUUUGAAAUUGUUACAAAAUAAAAGUCCCAAAAAUGGUUCUUUAGAGCUAUGCCAAAGAUGUUCCGAAAGAACAUCAAUCCAGAUAUUUUUACCCCUUUUGAAACAAUCACUUUUCACCAGAAAGAUGCUUACACAUAAUGCUAACAUUUAUGGAGGGAUUGUUUUUAGCUUGUCUUAGUUUGGCAAGAUUCAUCAAUCAAAAUGGUCUUUAGGAAACCAUAAAAUAGUUCUUCUAUGGCACUCUGAAGAACCAUUUUGGGCACCUUUAUUUUUAAGAGUUUAAUGGACUAUAAUCAACAAAGACCCUGAGGGCUUUUUGUCUGUAAUACAUCAGAAUAAGAGUAUCACUCUUAGGUUAAACUAGAUGUCAGUAAAUGUAUUGGAUGUUAGUGGAAUGGCUUAAAUUUAACUUAUUUUUGAAACUGGAAACGUUCAUUGCUUGUUUUCAUACUGUUGGUCUAUACAAUCUGUAUAAAUUUAGAUCAAUAUGACAUAUGAGAUGUUACUUGUCUCUUGUGUUGUAUUAGUUGCUUUUGUAUUUAUGAAAACUGUUUCUUCACUGAAGGAACUGAAAACUGCAAUGUUUCUUAAUUUGCUUAACCAAAGUAAGUGACACUUGUAUAAUGGACACUGUCCUUUAUAUAGACCACUUAGCGUGAAGUGUGUGUGUGUGUGUGUGUGUGUACAUAUUAGUAUGCAUACAUGCAAAUCAACAUGUCUGUGUUGAUUUGGACUGUUUUGUAUUUAUUGUAAAUGUAUUUAAUUAAGAGCAGUCAUUGUGUAUUCUUUUCUUUUCUAUCCUUACCCAGAGGUCAUGUGAUUGAUAAAUACAAUCUUAAACUGAGCCUGCAGCUUGAGCCUAUGUGACAAAGAAAUUUUAAGACAGACAGUGUUUAUGUGAGCUUUUGUGAAGUGUGAACAUUGUCACUUUCUGAAUUAGUAUACUCAGUAUAUGAAUGUAUUUUCAGCCCUAUAGACAUGUGUAUAACCUUUCAAAGAUAUAGACUUAUCUGUAUAUUCAGAGAAUAUAUUUGUAAUUUAUUCAAGUUAUUUAAUUUAAGAUACAGCUAUAUUGUUUAUGACAGGACGAAGGUGGUAUAACUCACGAUUGUGGUAGUUGCAGCCAAUAAAAUUGCUUUUGGCUCAGUGUGUGACAAAACCCUAUACCUUUCCUCUGUGUUAUACCAGCAGGUAAUCUGCACUGAAACCAUCACUGCAUCUAAACAAUUAACAAACAGUUAACAUUUCUGGUAACCAAUGAUGGAUCUGACACAUAGGAAUAUUUGUAUGCUAAAUAUAUUUCCCCAUACGUUUGUACCAUUUAAAACAUUUAUAGAUAUCGAAGUAUUCCUGAUUUUAUAACUAAAAUAUAAUUGACAAAGUCAGGGAUGCUCAGAAAACACCAAAGAACAACACAUUUUUUCUUCCUAAGGGGUGGCCAGUGUCAUGCUAGCCUGAAGCAUGGACACCUUAUGGACACCCUGGUAAGAAAUUAUUAUUUAGCUAGCAAACACAGAAGCGAACUAUUACCUGGCCCCACUUAUCAAAACAAAUAAACAGGUAAGCAAACACUGGUCAACUUUUUGAUGUUAAUAAUGUUCAUUAUUUGGAGGCAUAACAUUGGAUUUCUUUGAGUUUGUAACACUAGUUGUGUUUCAUGAAAUGUAGCCUAAUAUUAUUAGCUAUGACUUUUUGUAGCUUGCUGGAUGGCAAGCAAAUGUUGCUUAAAUUUGUGCCUUUUAUGUCCAGUGGGGAUCCUACUCAGGCUGUACACAGGUAACCACAUUAUUUUAUUUUCCCAAGUUAUCACCCCAGUAAAGUCUUACCUGGGUCUAACCCAGCCACCCCACUGUAAAAGGUAUGGCUAUGCCAUACUUUAGAGCCUGGUUUUUGGUCAACUUUAGGACAGCGUGGUCAGCCUUAGUCUGAUAAACUGGGCAAAUGCCCAGCCAUAUAGUAACAACCAUAUUUAGAACCUAAAUAUAUCUUUAUAAAUAAACAGGGUUCUACUUAUACUGUGUACAGUAUUCCGUCCAUAGACAUCUGCUCUCAGUUGCUCCAGCACAUUAGUGGAAUUAGUUGAAAGAUAAGUACUAUAAGGAUCAGAAUACUCCCUCUGUCUCUGCCACCAAAACACAGCAUCUUACAUAAGCAUGUUACAUAAGCACUGUUCUGAGUUGCAGGUUUGACCCAGCAGGCUCAUGGGGAUUAUGUUCCCACUGAAUGCUAACACUGGGAAAGUCUUCCUCUGCCCUGACCACUGCACUAUUAGUUAUCAAAAUGACUUAAAAAAAAAUGUUUGCUUCCUCUGACUACUUCAACAGUUAAAUAGAGAUCAUGUAAAUGUGUUAAUUUGCACUCACAUAUAUUGACUAUUUUUUAUGUAUAAACACUAAAAUAGUUACUCAUGCAGAUAGUUUAUGAACAUCCCUAAAAGUUGUAAUAUAACUUGUCAUAGAUUAUAUCUAUGGCUUGAGUGAGCAUGUAAACAUCAACAGACUUUAAGGGUUUUAAAAAUUGUAAUCAACGCUCUACCUCAGUGGUUUCAUCAUGUUAUGAUUAUGAUUUUGGUUAAAAAGGCUUUUCUCUUGUGUAACCCAUGUCAUUAUGAGAGUUAUCUGUCUUUGAACCCAAACAUCAAUAUUUAACUUAGUGUAAUGGCUUUAUGGCCUUGGCAAAGUAAUAGACAGUAAAUUUACCCAUCUCUUGCAUACUGUACAUACACUAUAAGGCCAAAAGUAUUUGGACACCUGACCAUCACACUCAUAUGUGGGCCUUCCCCAAACUGUUGCCACGAAGUUUAAUCACGUAAUUGUAUAGAAUGUCUUUGUAUGCGGUAGCAUUAAAAUUUCCCUUCACUGGAACUAAGGGAUUGAGCUCAAACAUGUUCCAGCAUGACAAUCCCCCUGUGCACAAAGCAAGCUCCAUGAACACAUGAUUGCCAAGGUUGGAGUGGAAGAUCCCGAGUGGCCUGCACAGAGCCCUGACCUCAACCCCACUGAGCACCUUUGAGAUGAACUGGAAUGCUGACUGCACCCCAGGCCUCCUCACCUGACAUGAGUGCCUGACCUCACUAAUACUUUUGUGGCUGAAUGGACAAAUCUCUACAGCCAUGUGCCGAAAUCUAGUGGAAGGCCUUCCCAGAAGAAUGGAGCCUAUUAUAACAGCAAAGGGGGACUAAAUCUGGAAUAGGAUGUUCAAAAAGCACAUAUGGGUGUGAUUAUUCAGGUGUCCACAUACUUUUGGCAAUAUAGUGUAUCUAUAUCACGUAUACCUUUCUUUGUGAAAACUGAAGAUGAAUCAUUUAUGGCCUUCUUCUACUGGGGACUGGAUCACUUGAACUUUGCACUUUUUCUAGUGAUAUAUUAAAUAUCACUUAAUCUAUGAGAGAUUAUCAUCAAAACACCAACUGAAAUCUUUUUUUUGGUUUGUUUUGGAAGAAAGGUGUUUUAUCCCUCCGGUACAGUUCCAGAAACCUGUAGAAUAUAUGGCAAGGCACAUUGAAAUUGUUCUGGCAGCUUGUGCUGGGCCAACACCUUACUAACACAGUCUAUGUUGGUUUUUCCUUUAAUUUGUCACUCUUCAAUGUGUGUGUUCUGUGGAGGAGGAAACAUUUCUAUCCUGAUGGGCAUGGUCUCUUCCAGGAUGGCAGCAUCUCCAUCCACAGGUUACAAUGGCUUACUAAAUGAUUAGAUGAGUAUGAAAAUGAUGUAAACCGUUGAUGUGCUAUGGCUUUCACCAUCACCAGAUCCGAUAUGGCCUUCAUCCCACUGAAAUUCUACAGGAGAUAUUGGAGCAACUUGUUAGACAAUGCUCUCCAUCACCAUAAUCAAAAUAACAGUAGACAAAUGAUCCUUUAGAGGAAUGGUGUUCAUCCCUCCAUUACAGAGACAAUAGGGUACGUUGAAGUUGUUCCUUUCAUUUGCUACCUAUGUAUGACACAAACCAUACAAAAGUUAUCCAGCUAGAAUGCAAUUAUUUAGUGGAUCUUCCUAACAUAAAAAUCUACAAAUCUUACCUUGUUAAUAGCUAAGAGUGGAAACUUUUGUUCCUGUCUUCUUUCAUAUACUGUUACAUAUUUCUCUUGUGAAAUCUACUACAGCUUAUGGUAUUGUAAACCAUUGUGCAUUGUUUAUAGGCAUAGAAUGUUCAUUCAGGAGAAAGUAUGCAUUCAUUGUAUUCUAAUGAGCUCUAAAAUCUCAGAGACUUUCCUUUCAAAUCCUCAAUAGAAGUUACAUGGAUCUAACUGGUAAACCAUUAGGAAUGCUGAAAUAAUACUUUGCCAUGGUGACCUCUGACUGCACGGCUGUGUCAGAAAGACUGUCUCCUGCAGUGAGUGUGGAUUUAGGGAAAAACACAAGUGUUUUUUUUUUUUUUUUUUUUUCAAUUGAGUCCACUUCAAACCCAUUGUAUAGAAACCUCUAUCAUGUCAUCUGAAGGACUGGACCUGUGGUGAAAAAUCAACCUAGUAUGAUCAUUUUUCCUUCUGUCUGUGUACUCUCAUAUAAACAGAGAAAGAUGUUAGCUUGUAUUUGCUUGUAUUUGUCUGAGAAGACAGAUAAUAUUAGGCAUAAUUAUUAUUGGUGCUAUUGUUACACAAAUAAAUUAUUACCUAAUGGUUCAGCAAUCUCAUGCUCAAUGCAUCCACUUUUAUCUUUCUGGUUUGUUAUUCUACAGGGUGUCCCAAAGGUCUCCGUACAUAAUCGACACUUUUUAGCAAAAUGUAUUCCAAAAUCUUUUCAUACUUUAGUUUAUAUUAUGUAUAUGUCAAAAGAAGAAUAUAUUGAAAUCAUUCUCAUGGCUGGUUGCAAUGGACUUUAACAGGAAACAUGGCAAGCACAUCACAUCAACACUGUUGCCAGACUUUUUAACAAAUUUAAAAAGACUGGAAGUGUUGUGGACCAACUGAGAAGUGGACAUCCACGAACACACUGACUAAGGCACAACCCAUGUGGCGCUGGCAUACAUAGUCCCCUGUGUAUGGAGACUUUUGGGACACCCUGUAUAUUGUGUUUCACAUCCUAAAUAUUUGCUUAUAUUAGUCAUAACAGUGUUAUAUAUUACAAAAAAUUAACAUCACAAAAAUGUUACUGCUGCUAAAUGGAAAUUACUGACUGUACAGGCUAAUGGGUAACGUGCACAGAGAGCCUACUGUUAACAUUAACAGAUGGAAUUAUGGUCGGUGUGGCCAAACACUUACAACAAAAAUAAACCUAAAUAAACCUAAUAAAUUUAAAAUUGUUUCUUAGACAUUAGCAGAGGUUACAGUUCCUGAAAAUACUGAUGUUAGACAUCCUCCAGCUGCAUACAAUACUCUCCACUUUCCAUGCCACGAUUGCACUUUUCUUGCAUUUUUCAGGCAUGGAGCAUUCAAGAAUUUCCCUCAUGGGAUCAAUAAAGUCUAUCUAUCUAUCUAUCUAUCUAUCUAGUUCUAUGCUUUCUUGCACUGAAAUUUAACAUACACACAUCUUCACUGAUGGCUAGAUUGUUAUA
This is a messenger RNA of Pangasianodon hypophthalmus (striped catfish), 9863 nucleotides long. RefSeq names its product PITPNM family member 3 (gene pitpnm3). The coding region runs from base 113 to 2962 and encodes 949 amino acids. Gene Ontology annotation, cellular component: cytoplasm. The record is from RefSeq and is a predicted model, not a curated record. Lineage: Eukaryota; Metazoa; Chordata; Actinopteri; Siluriformes; Pangasiidae. Gene Ontology annotation, biological process: phospholipid transport. The transcript has 20 exons. Gene Ontology annotation, molecular function: phosphatidylinositol transfer activity; phosphatidylcholine binding; phosphatidylinositol binding.